GCGAGCGUGUAGUAUUUCUUUUUCGCUUCUUUCCCCCGAUGUCGUUGCAGCCCAUCCAAACGCUACUGGAAGGCAAGAAAAAGAGGAAACAAACGUCUUCAAUCCGCGCUGAAGCUUUGCAGGAAGGAGCACUGGGGGUUGUUGUCCGAGCGGGGAGAUAAUUUGACGGUACGAGGAGCAGCAGCUUGGCCGAGGAAUGGGCUCGGAGUGAGGGGACGGGGGAGCCAUCCAGCGCUUCUCUACUGCUACACUUGUGCAUGAACCCGGGGACUUUCUCACGCUUUAUUUCCGCCUCGUAUCCCAGCGGGAAGUUGUGUCCAAACCGCGUGGGGAGUAACUGAAGGUGAAGAGUCUGCGAAGACCUGUGUUGGGAUAAAAGCUGUAUUCAAAUCUAAAGAAAGGGCAGUGGAGUGAAGGCAGCUGACAACCAAGAACGGAGGCAAGGCGGACUGCACAACGCAAGAGGCCUGGGGAAAUCAUUAACUCCACGCUCGCGCAGUAUGACUGCCUGGAUCCCAGUCCUCCCACUGCGUUCCUGAGACUGUCAUCCACCUCCAGCCCUGGCCUCAAGGCCAGCUGAUAUACCCGCGGAACCUGCAUCAUCAUUCAUAUUUUCCAGCGUCACCCUGAGCAACAACACACCGGGUGCACUCCUUUUGGAGAAACGCCCAAAACCCACCUUCCGAGGACACCAGGGACCGGCCCCUAGGGACUGGCCCCUGUUAUGUUUUGUUGACCGACUCGUCCCAACCGGCGAAUGACAAGUGUGCAUCCGAGGGUGGGGCUUGCCUCAGUCUCUCAUGAUUGGCUGCUGGAUGGAAUUAAGGUGAAUGGAACACAUGCCCAAGGAGCAGGACUCUAACCCAUCAGAGGGAGAAGAGAAACAGUGGCUCAAUGGCCCAAAAAGGAAGAGGAAGAACAGCCAAUGUUCGGUGAAGAGCAUGACUGUAUGGAAAAAAGAACAAACUGUGCCUUUUCUGAGUCUAAAGCAGAGGAACGACUGUGAAGGUUUUUUCCGUAGGACCAUUCAGAAGAACCUCCACCCGGCCUACUCCUGUAAGUACGAUGGUUGCUGCAUCAUUGACAAGAUCACCCGCAACCAGUGCCAGCUGUGCCGCUUCAAGAAGUGCAUUGCUGUGGGCAUGGCCAUGGACUUGGUACUGGAUGACUCAAAGCGGGUGGCUAAACGGCGCCUGAUUGAGGAGAACAGGGAGCGGCGUAAGAAGGAGGAGAUGGUAAAAUCCCUCCAGACCCGUCCGGAGCCCACGGGGGCCGAGUGGGAGCUGAUCCGCUUGGUGACGGAAGCCCAUCGUCACACCAAUGCUCAGGGCGCACAGUGGAAGCAGAAGCGCAAAUUCCUGCCAGAGAAAAUCGGCCAGUCUCCAGUCGCUCCAACAUCAGACGGAGACAAGGUGGACCUGGAGGCCUUCAGCGAGUUCACCAAGAUCAUCACUCCCGCCAUCACCCGUGUCGUUGACUUUGCCAAAAAACUGCCCAUGUUCUCUGAGGGUGUAUCAGAGCUGUUGUCUAGCGGGACAGCUGUAGUGACAGAGCAGUACGACUAUCGCUCAGGCCUGACCUGUACGGAAAAGAUCGAGAAGUGCCAGGAGACGUACCUGCUGGCGUUCGAGCACUACAUCAACUACCGCAAGCACAACAUUCCCCACUUCUGGCCGAAGCUUCUGAUGAAGGUGACGGACCUGCGGAUGAUCGGGGCGUGCCACGCCAGUCGCUUCCUUCACAUGAAGGUGGAAUGUCCCAACGAACUCUUUCCCCCGCUCUUCUUAGAGGUCUUCGAGGACCAGGAGGUGUGAGACACGCUCGCCGGCACGCAAAGGGAAGAGAAAGUUGGAGCGAAACAGAAGAUGGGUUAGUCCAUCGCGUUUGCGGGGGAAGAAUGGAGGGAGAAUCCUCUCUGCAGGAAUCUGCAUUUCUCUGACAUCACAUUCACAGUAUGUGGUUUUAAAACUGGAAACAACAAUAUCAGAAACAACACACCAGCAACAGGAGAGUGAAGCAAACAGAGGAUUUUGUUUUGUGAACACCCUCUUCUCCACCUCUUUCUCCUCCUUAUACCAACCCCUGUUUUAAAAUCUGUUUGGGGGCCCUUCUGUCUGAGCAUGAUGUCUUAUCUAGUAAGAGUUGUAGCCAUUUGCCAAGACACAAACACACACAGAGACACACACACACACACUCACAGCCAGUUCCACCUCAGUUCUUCAGGGCAGCACUCUUUGGAGGGUCAGUUUCCCCUCCUUGGUUUUAUUGUAGCGGUCACAGAUUUACACUUGUCUUGAAGCCCAUGUUUCCAGCGUCAAAGCUGGCCAGCACCUCUCAGUAUUAUUUCUGAAUAAGUGUUAAGGCAUUGAUUCAGAAGGUAUGGACAGUAGUGUCAUAUUGUUGCUCACAGUCAUGCAGGCGCACGCAAUUAGCAGACACUGCACAUAAAAAUUUCAGCAGACGUAAACGUUUCCGUGGUGUGUAACGGCUGCGGUAAAGCAGAGCAGCCGCACCACUUAUCAAUUACUCAACUCAAUCUGAGCCAUGACAGCUGUUUUUGGAGCUUGUUCUUCUCAUAUCCCUGUGAAACCGGUGCUAUAUUUAUAUAAGGCUACUCCAGUUUUAUGAAAUUGUGUUCUCUUUGAAAAACAUACAGACCAUGGCUUGAUAUCUACCUUCAUUUUUGUCAUUGGACCGGUUCCUGUGACAUACAACGCACACAUACGCGCGCACACACACACACACGAGCAGACUUGCCUUGUCAUUGCCUAUGCUGCUUGUGCCAGCAGCCUACCAUCUUAUGAAUGACAAGUAAGCCCUUCUCUGUCUGAAGAGUUACAGCAUUGAAGGAAGGGAAGGAAGAGGAAAAAGAAGGGGGAGGAGAAAGGGAGAUGCUUAGAGGGGAGGUGGGAGAAAAGGAAGGCGCAGGGACAGAGAGAGGAAUUACAACGUAAAAGCUGGAUUGUAGAUUCUGAGCCAGAGGUCAGAAGUAAAUCUCCCACACCCAACCUCCGAGGAGGUUCUGAAUAGCAGCAAACACCAGCAAGACGGCAGGCCUCUUCACAUACACACUGACUCUCUUUUUGUCUUUUUAACACACACACACACACACGAAAACACACAUCACCUCAGAGUAACGUGAAUGCCUCAUUUUACUGAAUGCACUGCACGGCAGUGUUGAUAUACAGCCCUAACCUGCAGGGUUUGUACAGAGUCCUCUUUUCGUGGGCUCAACUCAGUGUGGCCCCUCCAGGCUUCCAUACACAUUUGCCUUCUGUUUUGUUUUGUUUUUUUCUUGUUUCUUGGUUAUUUUAUUCUAUUUUUUUUAUUUUUUUUUUUACCAUGGGCGUCACUGAGAGCAGGCAAAUGCCAAGAAGGCUACCAUUUACCUCAAAGUGGACACACCCCUAGGCUCGGGCAGCAUUACUGCCCCUGUGGUGUCAGGCACUACCUCACCUCUGUGGACACAGGGCAGCUGCCCACAGCCUACACACAGACAUACACCAUUCGAGUUGGAGUAUGUGUAGAAUGAUACACAGAUGUGCAUAGUUGCACACUCGUAGUCAUGGAAAGACAAAAACACUCGCAGAAUACACACAUACACACAGCGCUGUCACUUGGUUCAAAUGAAAUGCCACUGAAGACAGGAGGGCCAACCAUCCCCCUGGAAGGUUUUACCCCCUUCCAGGGAGUGGUACCCAUAACAUUCGGGUUAUCUCUUCUUCUUUCUUUUUUUUCUUUUUUUUUUUUUAUCAAGCGGGACCAAGUGUCAUCUUUUCAAAUUGGGAUUUACCAGUUUCUCUAAAGACAGAAACCGGCUCGCAGAAGCAACGAAGGACAGCGUGGGAUGUGCAGCCCAUUAAAGCAAAAAGCAGCAAGAGGAACGAUUACACGGAGUAACCGAAAAGUCGAGGUGGCCACGCCCGUCAAAUCGGCACGUGGUGACGACGUACCACGCUACACUUAUGAUAGCUGCCACUGGAGCUUGGUAAAUGUUUUCAUGGAAAAUUUCAGCUUUCUGUCAUGCAUGGGCAGUGUGUUUGACAUAAAAAAAUUAUGGAGUGAAGCCUCCUCGCAGGCAACUCAAUCGCACUUCUAGCUCCCCAACGCUCACUACUAUAGCAGUAAUAUCUCGGCUCAAACAUCCAUGGCAGAUAUGAUAAGUUUACCCUCCAAAUGACCAUACAGGAGUGUUUGAUUUGAUUUCAAAAGCUCACUCUGUUCAAUCCAAUUCUGGGGCCAAGCCAAAUCUCACUGGGUUGAAAGAAAUCUAGUCUAUUUUCUAUCCAAUACCAAGCAGUAGUUUAUACUGGGCACAUGCACAGGAUGGGUUAUCCACACCUCCUCAGAGCUUGAGUGCAGUUGGGAGGGGAGAGGGACUGGAACGCCAUCUUUGGGCACAGCGGUGGAGUCUGGUUUGACUCUUCCUAAAGUGCAUCACCACCUCUAGAGAUCCAUUCUAGAGGAUUCUACCCUCCUCUUGUCCAGUCCGUGACACUGCCCUUUCUGGAGCCUAGCUCAAGUCUAACCCCCCCCCUCCCGCCAUCAAUAUGAUAACAGACCCCACUCAGCCAGGCUGGUGGGAGUUUUUGCACUAAUGCAACACCCCAUAAACUCUCCUUUUCAGGUUAGUUUUCCCAAUUAAAAUUGAUCACAAUUGGGUAUCCUGAGCUGCUCUGUUUAACGGGGCCUUUGCACUUUGCAGUGGGCUCGGCCCUAAACCUGUCCUGUUGUCAGCAUUACACCAGUAGAGCCAAAACAGCCCAAAAGCAGUGGGCAGAGACCCCUCCCUAGGAGGGCUUUUUCUUUAUCCGUGUAGUACUCGCUGUCCCAUACUAGAGCCCACUCAAAGUUCACUUUAAGCCCUCUUCUGGACACUGAGAAUCCUCUCCUUUACCCAAAGCAUCCUAGCUGUCACCACUGAGCAGUUCAUACCCAGUUUUGUCCAGAUUCAUUCACACCAAACAGGAUCCAGGCCUUGUGAAACAAGGCUGGCCAUAACUGCCCUUUUAGAGUGGCGCCACCAAUUGAAUGUGACCGACAAAGCAGCAGGGACGAGAGACCGGAGUGUGAGAAUGCGUGGAUGCAAGAGAAGAAGAAAGGACAGGAAACAAACAAACAAACAAACAAACAAACAAAAAAAAGCCGAGGGCCUCAACCCUCACUGCCAUCAUUGACAUGGGCGAGAGGGGGUGAUGUGGCUGGUUGCAGAGACAAUGUCGUCAAACACAGGGAGGAAGGGCAGAUGUCCCCUUCGGCUCCCACGCAGCCCCGCGCAAACCCCCGCUCCCGUGCCAGCUGACGACCCCAAAUGUCCUCCCUCAGCUCCCACUGUAAGGAUUACCUCCAACGUUCAGAUUGUGAGGAUCAGGAAGACAGAUCCGGCAUUCCUGAGAUGCAGGUUUGGGAUUCCAACACAUCUUUGUAAAAGAACCGAAAAAGAAAUCGACGGCCUUUGUUGUUGUGAGCUGACUGGGUAUGUGCGUGUGACAGUCGGGGUUAUAAUGCUGCUUUUUACCUUCUGAGUCUGAUGUAGAUUAAGAAAACAAAAGAUAUAUGAAAAGGAUUUUACAUCCGUCAAACAAUAUGAAAAAAAAGAUGACUUUAAAAAAAAAAAAAAGACUCCUGAACAAAAUUA
Messenger RNA from Neolamprologus brichardi, 5638 nucleotides. The record is from RefSeq and is a predicted model, not a curated record. NCBI's taxonomy places the organism in Eukaryota, Metazoa, Chordata, Actinopteri, Cichliformes, Cichlidae.